GGCAACGGCCUCAUCAUCAGCGCCAUAGCCUGCGGCCACCACCUGCACACGCCCAUGUUCUUCUUCCUGCUCAACCUGGCCCUCGCUGACCUGGGCUCCAUCUGCACCACUGUCUUUUCCUUCUUGACCAUCAUGUGCUACGACCGCUACAUGUCCAUCUGCAAACCCCUGCACUACGGGACCCUCCUGGGCAGCAGAGCUUGUGCCCACAUGGCAGCAGCUGCCUGGGCCAGUGCCUUUGUCACUGCUCUCAUACACACGACCAAUACAUUUUCCCUUCGCCUGUGCCAUACCAAUGCCCUGGGCCAGUUCUUCUGUGAUGUUCCUUUGAUCCUCAAGCUCUCUUGCUCACACACCAACACUCUGAGAAAGCUGGGACUCAGUGCAAUUAGUGCCUGUUUAGCAUUUGGCUGUUUUGUGUUCAUUGUUUUCUCCUAUAUGCAGAUCUUCAGGGCUGUGCUGAGGAUUCCCUCUGGGCAGGGACGGCACAAAGCUUUUUCCACCUGCCUUCCUCACCUGGCCAUGGUCUCUCUGUUCAUCAGCACUGCAGCGUUUGCCUACCUGAAGCCCCCAUCCAUCUUCUCCCCAUCCCUGGAUCUGGCAGUGUCAGUUCUGUACUCAGUGGUGCCUCCAGCCCUGAACCCCCUCAUCUACAGCCUGAGGAACCAGGAGCUCAAGGCUGCAGUGUGGAGACUGAUCACGGGACGCUUUCAGAAACAAUAA
Messenger RNA from Zonotrichia leucophrys gambelii, 723 nucleotides. Its product is annotated as olfactory receptor 14J1-like. The transcript is spliced from 2 exons. Gene Ontology annotation, cellular component: membrane. The record is from RefSeq and is a predicted model, not a curated record. Gene Ontology annotation, molecular function: G protein-coupled receptor activity; olfactory receptor activity; odorant binding. Gene Ontology annotation, biological process: G protein-coupled receptor signaling pathway. NCBI's taxonomy places the organism in Eukaryota, Metazoa, Chordata, Aves, Passeriformes, Passerellidae. The annotation marks the transcript as partial.